Messenger RNA from Cheilinus undulatus (humphead wrasse), 1254 nucleotides. RefSeq names its product phospholipase A and acyltransferase 3-like. Gene Ontology annotation, molecular function: A2-type glycerophospholipase activity; glycerophospholipid phospholipase A1 activity. The coding region runs from base 173 to 688 and encodes 171 amino acids. NCBI's taxonomy places the organism in Eukaryota, Metazoa, Chordata, Actinopteri, Labriformes, Labridae. The transcript is spliced from 5 exons. Gene Ontology annotation, cellular component: cytoplasm. Gene Ontology annotation, biological process: N-acylphosphatidylethanolamine metabolic process. The record is from RefSeq and is a predicted model, not a curated record.
UUUAUUUUGAAGGUCUUGCUCCUCUGCUAAAAGUAGCAUCAAUCAGCUGAUCGCUCACAGCUGAGCUUUGGUGGUGCCUGGGAUACAAAACAUACGAAGUGUGGACAUCAUCUUGAAGAGCUGAAAGUCAUAUCGAAAGUUUAACCAGUCUAAAUAUUAAACAAACACAGAUAUGGCCCCCACACUGUAUGACGAGAAACCAGAAGUUGGGGACUUGAUUGAGAUAUUUCGAGGCUCCUAUCAGCACUGGGCCGUGUAUGUUGGCGAUGGCUUCGUGGUUCACUUGGCACCCCCCUCUGAGGUCCCAGGUGCAGGAGCCAGCAGUAUGAUGUCUGUCCUAACAGAGAAGGCCUUGGUGAAGAAAGAGGAGCUGUGGGAUGUGGUGGGAACCAACCAGUGGAAAAUCAACAACAGCCUGGACAACAAGUACAAUCCCCGCUCCGUUCACAUCAUUGUGAGGGAGGCCUGCUCCUUGGUGGGCAGCGAACUGCCAUACUGCGUCUUCAGGGGAAACUGUGAGCACUUUGCAAAUGAACUGCGCUAUGGAAAGGCCGAGUCCCGGCAGGUGCGUAAGGCAGGCGAAGCUGUCAUGGUUGCAGGCGUGGCGGCAGCAGUCGGUCUGGGUGUCUUGGCUCUGGCAGGCGCUUUGUUUGGAGGCAGCAAAAAAGAAAACAAGAACACGCAGUGAUUCAAAUUCCAAUUGCCUGAUGAGGGGCUUAAUAACAGAUCACCAGCAGAGCCUAACUGGUAAUUACCACUAAAAUAAGGCUUAAUCUGAUAGCUUACAUCUGUAAUAUCGUGGAGAAUUUGGGUGAGAUGUUUCCUUAACUCACCUUGAACCACCAUACUCCUGCCAUUUUGGCCUCACUUUGGAUAACAUAGUUUUGGAUUAAGGUCCAGUGAUUCCAGCCUUUUUUUAGAAUUUGUAAACUCAGCACCACAAAGAAUAUUCACACUUAUUCAGGUGCCAAGAUGAAGUGUGUCUAAACGUUUCAAUAAAAAGAUAUGGGGUUUUUGAAGAUGAUACUCUUUUGGAGUGUAGAAUAUUUAUUAAUUUAUAAAACAGUUUGCUGGUAGUUGUUUAUGUAGAAUGUUAGUUACUUUGAUCAAAUCUAAUGUCUCUUAUAUCUGAAUAAUGAUUAUUGGUCAAAACUUCUCACAUUUCCACAAAUAAGCCAUGUACUGUCAGAAGAUAUUGUGACUUUUAAUUGUUUCUAAUUGUUUAAAAUAAAAAACAAAAUAAUUACAACUCUA